AACGUGGCGUAUAAUUCCAGCCCCACCACACCUUGUGGUUUUUGGCUGAGGUGGCAAAGGCAUACCUACCGGCCCAUACCUGACGGCAGCGAAGUGGAACCAAAUUCAGUUUGUGGUUUUUGGGGUUCCUCCCGCCAUGCCCCAAUUUUGUUCCACAAUAUGCAUUUCAGAUUAGGGUUUGUGGUGGCCUCCAAUUUCCGCAGAAAAUCUCCACUUGUCGCUACUCUCCUCACACACAAGACUCUACAAGCUGGUGUUGGUGCUUCUUCUCCGCUACUACACCGGAGGUCUUCACAAAUCAACCAUGGAGAUUCUUCGUUCCUUCCACACUCUCCCGGAGGAAUACGUGGCUACGCAGCACUUGAUCAGUUCUCUGACGAUGACUACGAAUGCGAUUACGAGAAUCACCCGGCAUCGUCAUCAGUGGCUAAUAUUGAUGAGUGGAAGUGGAAACUUAGCAUGCUGUUACGUAACGAAGCAGACCAAGAGAUUGUGUCCAGAGAUAAAAGAGACAAGAGAGACUUUGAGCAAAUAUCUAAUCUGGCCACGAGAAUGGGCCUUUUCUGUGAAUCGUAUGGAAAAGUGGUGGUUGCAAGCAAGGUGCCUCUUCCUCACUACAGGCCCGAUCUUGAUGAUAAGCGUCCCCAAAGAGAGGUAGUCAUCCCAUUAAGCUUGCAGAGAAGAGUAGAAGGUCUGCUGCAGGAGCAUCUUGAUCGGAUGCAAUUGAAUUCUGGAGAUGCUUCCUCCAUUAAUCAUGCUGAGUUGGUGAACCAGGGUGGUAAUCUAGAUCCUUUGUUAGAGGUGAAUCUUAUGGAAAGCGUUCUUCAGAGACGGAGUUUGCAAAUGCGAAAUAAGCAACACGCUUGGGAGGAAUCACCAGAAGGCAAGAAGAUGCUUCAGGCACGCAUGUCUCUUCCCGCCUUCAAAGAGAAGGAAAGGCUGCUCCAAGCAAUUGCACAGAAUCAGGUUAUUAUCAUAUCUGGAGAGACUGGAUGUGGAAAGACCACUCAACUGCCACAAUACAUAUUGGAGUCCGAGAUAGAAUCUGGUCGUGGUGCAUUUUGUAACAUACUUUGUACACAACCUCGAAGAAUCUCUGCCAUGGCUGUUGCAGACAGAGUCUCUACUGAAAGGGGAGAGCAUCUUGGUGAAUCAGUUGGGUAUAAAGUUCGAUUAGAGGGGAUGAAAGGAAAAGGCACACAUUUGCUUUUCUGUACAAGUGGUAUUUUGCUUCGUAGGCUGUUGAGUGACCGCAAUUUGGACGGUGUAACCCAUGUCUUCGUUGAUGAAAUUCAUGAGCGUGGCAAGAAUGAAGACUUCCUAUUGAUUGUAUUGAAGGAUCUCCUUCCACGUCGGCGGGACCUGAGAUUAAUACUGAUGAGUGCUACACUGAACGCUGAGCUAUUUUCCAAUUACUUUGAAGGAGCACCAAUGAUUCAUAUUCCUGGGUUCACUCACCCAGUGAGGGCACAUUUCUUAGAAGAUAUACUGGAGAUUACUGGAUAUAAGUUGACUCCUUUCAACCAAGUUGAUGAUUACCAAGAAAAGCUGUGGAAAACAAAAAGGCAGCAACUUCCUCGCAAAAGGAAAAACAACAUCACUCUUCUUGUUGAGUCCGCGUUGAGUGAAUCAAGCUUUGAAAAUUAUAGCCCCAAGGCGCGUGAUUCUUUGUCUAGCUGGAUACCAGAUUGUAUUGGAUUUAAUCUUAUUGAAGCAGUUUUAUGCCAUAUUUGCCGCAAGGAAAGAGCAGGUGCCGUCCUGGUAUUUAUGACCGGGUGGGAGGAUAUCUGUUCUUUGAGAACUCAACUGAAAGCCCAUCCUUUACUUGGAGAUCCCAACAGGGUUCAACUGCUUACAUGUCAUGGUUCCAUGCCAUCAUCUGAACAGAAACUCAUAUUUGAGAAGCCACCUCCCAAUGUACGUAAGAUAGUACUCUCCACAAAUAUGGCAGAAGCCAGUAUCACAAUCAAUGAUGUAGUUUUUGUGGUUGACUGUGGAAAAGCUAAAGAAACCACUUAUGAUGCUCUUAAUAAUACUCCUUGUCUCUUACCUUCAUGGAUAUCUCAAGCAUCUGCUCGACAAAGAAGAGGUAGGGCUGGGCGUGUGCAACCGGGAGAAUGCUACCACCUUUAUCCUAGAUGUGUUUAUCAUGCUUUCUCUAACUAUCAGCUACCUGAGCUUUUAAGAACUCCCCUCAAUGCUCUUUGCUUGCAAAUCAAAAGUUUGCAGGUUGGUAGUAUCGGGGAGUUUUUGUCUGCUGCCUUACAACCACCAGAGCCAUUGGCUGUCCAAAAUGCGGUGGAUUCUUUGAAGAUGAUCGGAGCAUUAGACGAGAAUGAAGAUCUUACACAUCUUGGUGAAUAUCUGGCAAUGCUUCCGGUGGAUCCCAAGUUAGGGAAAAUGCUGAUUAUGGGUGCUUUCUUUCGCUGCUUUGAUCCUAUUCUUACAAUUGUUUCUGGACUCAGUGUCAGAGAUCCUUUUCUUUUGCCUCAUGAGCAGAAAGAUCGAGCUACUACAGCAAAAUCAAAAUUUUCUGCAAAGGAUUACAGUGAUCAUAUGGCACUGGUUCGUGCAUAUGAAGGAUGGAAAGAAGCUGAAAGAGAAGGAUCUGCUUAUGAGUAUUGCUGGAGGAAUUUUCUUUCUGCCCAAACACUACAAGCUAUUCAUUCUCUUAGGAAUCAGUUUCACUACAUCUUAAAGGAUGCUCAGUUGCUUGAGGCUGAAGCAACCCUCAACAAUAGUUUGAGUCAUAAUCAAUCCUUGGUUAGGGCCAUUAUAUGUGCCGGCCUCUUCCCUGGCAUUGCAUCUGUAGUGCAAAGGGAGACGUCGAUGUCCUUCAAAACUAUGGAUGAUGGCCAAGUCUGGCUCCAUCCAAAUUCUGUGAACAUGCGAUACGAGACGAUUCCAUAUCCAUGGCUGGUCUUUGGGGAGAAAGUGAAGAUCAACACUGUUUCAUUACGUGAUUCUACUGGCGUAUCUGAUUCAGUUCUAAUCCUCUUUGGUGGUGGUCUAAUCAAUGGAGUUUCGCCUGGACACCUGAAAAUGUUGAGAGGGUAUAUUGAUUUCUUCAUGGAUCCUACUUUGGCGGAGUCGUAUGUCAACCUAAAACAACAACUUGAUCAGCUCUUGCAAAGAAAGCUUAAAGAUCCCAAGGUUGACAUCUACAAAGAAGGCAAGUAUCUGAUGCGUGCGGUUCAAGAGCUUGUGUCAGGAGAUCAAUGUGAAGGGAGAUUUGUAUUCGGUCGUGAAAGCAAAAAGUCAAUCGAGUCAAAUGACAAAGAUACAUUCACAAGAGAUGGGGCAAACCCGAAAAGCUUGCUGCAAACUCUGUUGAUGCGGGCGGGCCACACUCCACCAAAAUACAAAACAAAGCAUCUAAAAACAAAUGAGUUCAGAGCAUUAGUCGAGUUUAAAGGAAUGCAGUUUGUAGGAAAACCGAAAAGAAACAAACAGCUUGCUGAGAGGGAUGCUGCUGUGGAGGCGUUAGGCUGGUUGACUCACACUUCUGGGUCAAACAAACAACAAGAUGAUGAUAAUUCCCCACCUGAUCUAACCGACAACAUGCUUAAGCUUUUGAGUACGCGCAGAAAAUCAAAAUCUCGUUCUGGCCGAGGGUAAAUACGUUCUUUAGCAGGAUACGCAAUGUACACAGUUGAGAGCACGGACGAACCAGAUUUUGUGGGCGGUUUGUGACGCAUGAAAACCCGACUGGCGUGCCUCGUGCCCGGAUCCUAUGAGGACAUGUUUGGAUCUAUAUGCAUUGACUUUUACUAAAGGAAUUUCGGUAAAUUAACAAAUAACCACCAUGGAAGAAAGAGAGAUUGGUAAACUGAUUUAUCAAUAUUUGGUUGGUUAUAGAAGAAAGUUUUAUGUGAAUGUGGGGGAACCUUGUAAUCUCUUGGCAGCACUUGGUUGGGAACUGCUUAUUAUAUUAUUAUUAUUAUACAUGUUGAUAAUCAUAAAUACAACAAUUUUUAUACAUCUCAAAUUUUAAGUAAUACAAGUAUGAUUGUUUUAAGUUA
Messenger RNA from Helianthus annuus (common sunflower), 4022 nucleotides. Its product is annotated as DExH-box ATP-dependent RNA helicase DExH3. Lineage: Eukaryota; Viridiplantae; Streptophyta; Magnoliopsida; Asterales; Asteraceae. Gene Ontology annotation, molecular function: RNA binding; ATP binding. The transcript is spliced from 16 exons. Gene Ontology annotation, cellular component: intracellular anatomical structure; nucleus. The coding region runs from base 160 to 3618 and encodes 1152 amino acids. The record is from RefSeq and is a predicted model, not a curated record.